GGGAGCAUCUCUGGACCAGACAGCGCGGUGCCAUCAAUAUUACACACAGAGGGCGAGGAGAGGAGAGCAGCAGCGCCUCAGGAAAACAUCCUCAGUGGUCACAAUGAAGUUCGUGGUGGUGCUGGUGGGAGCGGGCACCCUGGCCUUUCUCGGCGCGGUCAUCUGCAUCAUCGCCAGUGUUUAUCCCCGUAAACGCGCCGCCCCUCUCGGCGACAACAGCACCCUGACAUCGGAGUCGCUCCUCCAGCCUCUGGAGCCGGGGUCGGUGGCUCACGCCGGGCCGCUGGGCGCCCUCCACGGCUCCGAGUCCUUCGGCGGCGGAGGGAACGGGCUCGGCGGAAUCGGCUUGGAGGUUCCCACUCUGAACGAGCUCAACCUGGGGGAAGAAACCGGAGGAGGGUCGGCGAAACAGUUCAGCUUCAGCCGGCUGAUCUGCACACCUGUACCAGUGGGGGAAUGCAAGACGAAAGAUCUGAGGCAGCGGAGGGACGAGCAGCAGCAGCAGCAGGCGGAUGACCCGUACGCUGCCGGGGAUGAAGACUGGACUUACCUCCGGACCACCGCGGAGGAGCUCCGGCAGACCGUCCUACAGCAGAACGACCAGAUCCUCAUGGACCACAGGACCAUCCGGGAGCUGACCGGGAAGCUAAGCGAGUGCGAGAGCGGCCUGGAGGACGAGAGAAACGUCCCAGAGCGGAGCAUCGGCGUCUGGAGCGGGAACCGCCGCGUCAUGGCCGGGGAUGAGGUGAGCUCUUCGACGGCAGCGCAGCUGCAGACGGCGCGGGCUGUGGAGGAGCUCGCCCGGGCUAUCAUGGACCUGAAGGACCGCAUUGAGAAACUAGAGGCAGAAAUCGGCCCCGCUGCAUUGAAUCUCACCGACACACCUGCAGGUACCGGCAGCAGCAGCAGCAGCAGCAGCGGCGGCGGCAGCAGCCCAGCAGGAAACGCCGGCAAGGCUCCCUCUCUGCCCUCCAGCGGUGCUUCCUCCCCACCUGUGGCAGCCCCUCCAGGAGGCCGCCGCCCCGCCUCCCCCGCUUCCCCGGCUCCGAAACCUCCCUCCAAGGCCUCCCCUGGGCGCGGGAAGGGCACCUGGAGGGUGGAGGACCUGGAGGGGGAGCUGGAGCGGAAGAUAAAGAUGCUGGAGAAGGAGCGUCAAGCCAUGAGGAAGGAAACGCAGGGCCAACACGAGAAAAUCAACCAGGGCAUUGACACUGUCAGCCACCGCGUUACUGAGCUGGAACACACGCUGACAGAGCCCUCGUUCCCGGAUGGCUUCGUCCUCUCCUUCCCCAUGAGGACCAACUACAUGUACGGCCUGGUGAGGAAAGAGAUUACAGAGAUGUAUGCCUUCACUGCCUGCGUGUGGUUGAAGGCCAAAGAGGGGGGCAUUGGGACCCCCUUCUCGUACUCAGUGCCAGGGCAGCCUAAUGAGCUGGUGCUGCUGCAGGGAGUCCACAACCCCGUGGAGCUGCUCAUCAAUGACAAGGUGGCGCAGCUGCCUCUGUCCUUACCCCAGGAUGAGUGGGCGCACAUCUGUGUCAGCUGGACCCUGAGAGAUGGGGUGUGGAAGGCCUACCAAGGGGGGAAGAUGAAAGGGAGGGGAGAGGGACUGGCUGCGUGGCAUCCAAUCAAACCAGGAGGGGUCCUCAUACUGGGACAGGAACAGGAUACAUUGGGCGGGCACUUUGAUGCCUCCCAGGCCCUGGUCGGCGAGCUCUCCCAGUUCAACCUGUGGGAUCGGGUGCUGAAGCCGGCAGAGGUGGCCGCCCUGGCCGAAUGCAGCUCCGCAGCGCUGGGGAACAUCGCCCCCUGGACUGACCACGACGUAGACGUCUACGGCGGUGCCACCAAGGAGUCCCUGGACCCCUGCCACGCUGCUCAGAGAACCAACCCUUCCAGCUCCAAACAGUGAAGGCCGACUGGAAGAAAUCAGCCAAUAGCGGUCAUGUUUCAUAGGUCAACUUAGGAGACGAUAUAGAAGAUGUAUAACGAUGUAUCACAUUGGGGCUUACAGUAUAUUUGUUAGGAAGGGGAAGCUCGCCGGUGGACAGGAAUAUGUCACGGAGCUUAUAAGGGGAGAAGAAAGUUAUAUUUGUUUUGUUGUAAGUGUUGGUGUCCACAAUCUUGUGUUAACAGUAAGUUUAGCCACAGAAUCACAUUAGAUAAGGCUGCAUGGAUGGGUCAGCGUGUGGCAUG
Cheilinus undulatus (humphead wrasse) is the source of this 2196-nucleotide messenger RNA. RefSeq names its product neuronal pentraxin receptor b (gene nptxrb). The record is from RefSeq and is a predicted model, not a curated record. Lineage: Eukaryota; Metazoa; Chordata; Actinopteri; Labriformes; Labridae. Bases 104 to 1912 code for a protein of 602 amino acids. The transcript is spliced from 6 exons.